UUAUUAUACUUGAUAGAUUACCAUUGAAUCAAAAUGGAAAAAUAGAUCGAAAACUUCUUCCUUCACCUACUUUCACUCACCUAUCAUCAAAUCAACUUAAGCAUAAUAGUGAACUAUUAUUACCAACAAAUGAUAUUGAAGUUAGUAUUCAUCGUAUUUGGUGUGAAAUAUUCACACAAAAUCAAAUCUCAACCGAUACAAAUAUAUUUACUAUUGGUGGUCAUUCAUUACUUAUGAUGCAAUUAUUUCAUCGAUACAAGGUCGAGUUUCAUUUAGACACGAACGCUCUUUCUAUUACUAAUCUGUUUCAAAAUCCAACAAUUAUUCAUCAUGCUCAACUCAUUCAACAAUCUAUGAAGAAUCUCCAUACUCUCGAUGAUUAUCCUUGGUCUUCAUUACAUCUCACUCAAGCUCGAGCAUCAUUUGCACAAGAACGAAUCUAUUUAGAUGAACAAAUUCGUUUUUCAUCUAAGAAAACAAUGAAUAAUAUGUAUAUUAUUGCAUUGCUUUAUCGAAUAUCACCUAUGAAUGAUCAAAUAUCAAUUACUCGAUUACAGCAUGCAUUUCAAAGUGUUAUCACAAAACAUAAUAUUCUUCGAACAGCACUUUAUGUUGACACAAAUGGUAAUAUUAUACAACAUUGUUUGGAUCUAAAUGUCAUUCAACAUGAUUAUAUGAAAUCCUGCGGAUUGACAAUUGUUAAUCUUCAUAAUGAUGGUCGUCGUCAUGUAAAUGAAAUUAUAGUAGAAAUACUAAGUCAAUCUGAUUUAUUUGAUUUAUCAAAAGGUCGUAUUAUUCGUUGUCAUAUUAUUCGCCACUGUGACUAUUCCAAAGAUAAUAUUUCAUGUGAGAAUAAUGAUUUGUUGGGUGAAAAUGAUUACAUAUUGAUUAGUAUUCAUCAUGCAAUGUUUGAUGGUGCAUCAACAUCAACCUUCCUUGGUGAUCUUUCUCUUGCCUAUCAAUCUAAUGACUCAUUAUAUAUGGUUGAUAACUCAUUAGCAUAUAUAGAUUAUUCUGUUUAUGAACAUAUCAUGGAUAUGUCAUUAUCUCGUGAAUUCUGGCGUUCUCAACUUGAAGGAUAUAGUACCGAAUGUUCAUUAUCAUUACCAGUUGAUCGACAAUGUUCAUCAACAAAUCAACAACGAUCAGGUCUAGCAUCCAUAGCUGAAAUCACUUUCGAUAAUGAAUUAUACACAUCAUUUCUAAACUAUGCAUCAUCACAUCACCUCACACUUUUUCAACUUGGAUUAUCGAUAUUCUAUGUUUUCCUAUUCAAAUUAUCUCAUGGUGAGACUGAUUUAUGUAUUGGUUCUAUCAAUGCUAAUCGAUAUCGAAAUGAAUUUCAAAAUCUAAUUGGAAUGUUUGUUUCAACAUUACCAUAUCGUUUAGAAAUUGAUUCGAAUUGGUCUUUUGAUGAACUUGUUGAACAUGUUCGAGAAAAAUGUUUAUCAAUUCUUGAACAUUCUCAUUAUCCAUUACAACAUAUUUUUGGUGAUAAUCGAUUAAAUCAAUCGAGUGUAUCAUUUCUGGAGACAAUGUUUGAUUUUAUUAGUGUGUCGAAAGAUAUGGAACAUUUAAAUUUGAAUGGUGUAAAUUUAGAGCAAAUAUUAUUGGAAGAAUCAGCUAAAGUGGCUAAAUUUGACUUCUCAUUAAUAUUUCAAUACAAUCCAUUAUCAAAUAACAAGAGAUUAUCAUGUAGUUUUGUUUGUUCAUAUGAUUUGUUUGAAGAAUCAACUAUUUUACAAAUGGCUCAAAGAUUUCACUAUAUGUUUGAGCAAUUGUUUCAAACAAAAUCAAUCAACACUUUUGUGAUGGAUGUUAGUCCAUCGAUUAAGAAAGUGUCUCUCAUUCAUCCUGAGGAAGCCAAAGAAAUGGAAUCAAUCAUGUUUUAUCGAUGGAAGAAUAUUGUUAAUGAAGGUAUGAUUGUAUAG
Messenger RNA from Adineta steineri, 1931 nucleotides. The record is from the annotation of a GenBank genome assembly. Lineage: Eukaryota; Metazoa; Rotifera; Eurotatoria; Adinetida; Adinetidae.